This is a messenger RNA of Hydra vulgaris (swiftwater hydra), 639 nucleotides long. RefSeq names its product glutaredoxin-related protein 5, mitochondrial. The record is from RefSeq and is a predicted model, not a curated record. Gene Ontology annotation, cellular component: mitochondrial matrix. NCBI's taxonomy places the organism in Eukaryota, Metazoa, Cnidaria, Hydrozoa, Anthoathecata, Hydridae.
UGCUAUUUUGUUUUUACUUUACAGAAUAAUUAGCAAAAAAUAUGUUUUUUAAUGUUAUGCGUCCUUUAUCUGCUAAAUUAAUGCAGCAAGCAGUAUCCCUUCCUUAUUUUAAUGGUUGUAUUACAGGAGUUAUCCAUCAAAAGCAAAUUUUUGCACAUAUCAACCAUAAUAAAUGUUUUUCAUCUGGUAUUGAUUGGAGCGAUAAUAAGUUCAAAGAGAUUGUCAAUAAUAACAAACUUGUUGUUUUUAUGAAAGGAACUCCUGAUGCUCCAAAGUGUGGUUUUAGUAAAUAUGUCAUUCAAAUAUUAAAUAUGCAUGGUUGUGAAAACUUUAAAUCAUUUAAUGUUCUAGAAGAUGAAACACUAAGAAGUCGUGUCAAAGAAUUUUCUAAUUGGCCGACUAUUCCUCAGGUUUAUAUUAAUGGUGAGUUUAUAGGAGGAUUUGAUAUAUUGUUGCAGAUGCAUCAAAGCGGUGAACUAAUAAAUGAGCUGGAUAAAAUUGGACAUCAUUCUGCGCUAAUUAGUAACGAACCAAAGAAAGAAUAGUUUUUUGAAUUUGAUGAUUUCUUUAUAAUUUUGAAAAUUAUUCGUAUUUAAAGUAAUCUUGUAACAAUAUGGAAUCAAAAUAAGUUGCAACUUA